Molecule: messenger RNA, 1296 nt
Organism: Aureobasidium pullulans EXF-150
Lineage: Eukaryota; Fungi; Ascomycota; Dothideomycetes; Dothideales; Saccotheciaceae
Product: aminotransferase
Exons: 3
Coding region: 1-1296 (431 amino acids)
Biological process (GO): biosynthetic process
Molecular function (GO): pyridoxal phosphate binding; L-2-aminoadipate:2-oxoglutarate transaminase activity
Source: RefSeq, a predicted model, not a curated record
AUGGCCGAAACUACAACAAUUGAUCUUUUGAGUGGCUGGCCAGCUCAGUCUUUGUUCCCCACCAACGAAUUAUCUUCUGCAGCUGUCGCGGUCCUGAAGAUUCCGGAGACAUACAGAGCCGGGCUCAACUAUGGAGACGAUGAAGGAUACCUCCCUCUACGCCAGAACUUGAGGAAAUAUCUCGCCAACUUCUAUACACCAGAAAGAAAAGCAUCAGUGGAUCGUGUUUGCAUCACUGGAGGUGCAAGUCAAAAUCUUGCCUGCAUCUUACAAGUUUUUACAGACCCGCUGGUCACCAGAACAGUCUGGAUCAUUGAACCAUCUUACUACCUUGCAUUUCGCAUCUUUGAGGAUGCAGGUUUCCAUGGUGACAAACUUCGAGGUGUUCCGCCUGAUGAAGGAGGAGUGGAUCUUGGAUUUCUCGAAACAGCUAUGAAGCAAGUCGAGAGCACACCCGCUGAAACCACACAACAACCCAUCAAGCCAUGUCAGCCUCACCGCAAGAUCUAUCGACACAUCAUCUACUGCGUCCCAACUUUCUCCAACCCGACGGGAUUGAUUAUGCCUCUUUCAAAAAGACAGGAGCUUCUGCAACUUGCCCGGAAGCACGAUGCACUACUCAUAUGUGACGAUGUCUAUGAUUUCCUUCGUUGGCCAUCUAGGCCCGGUGUAGAAGUCAAGCAGGCAACGGCCACUUUACCGCGUAUUGUGGACCUGGACAUUCUGGAUGAUGAAAAAGAUGCAACAAGUUUCGGGAAUUGUGUCAGUAAUGGAAGCUUCAGCAAGAUACUUGGUCCAGGAUGUCGUGUUGGAUGGGGGGAGAGCACACCAAGAUUCAUUCACGGUCUUACACAAGCUGGCUCAACUCGCUCAGGUGGUGCUCCAUCUCAAAUGAUGUCAACGAUCAUCAAUGAAUUGUUCAAGGAAAAUUUUCUGGAAGCACAUAUCGAGAAGACAUUGAUUCCAGAGUAUGCUCGCCGAUAUGCUCUCUUUCUCGCUGCCAUCAAGCAUGAUCUCUACCCUCUCGGAUUUCGCUUGGACGAGAGUGUGAUCAACCGCGAAACAGUCGGAGGAUUUUUUAUGUGGCUACAACUUCCAGACGGUAUCGACUGCUACCAACUCGCGGCACGAGCAGCAACACAUGGUGUAUCUUUCAGUAUCGGCCCAACCACUGCGGUAACUCGUCCGCUGGAGGUCGACUUACCAUUCAAGAACUUUAUCAGACUCUGCUUCACCUUCGAAGAAGACCAUAGGCUUGUGGAGGGAGUGCGAAGGAUAGCUCUAGCAGCGGGUUGA